CAAUGAUUCACUGAGUGUUUACACACACAUAUUUUAUCUAUAACAGUGUGCAGCAAAAAGCAUGACAAACACAAUGUCAUAGGAAACUGAGAAAAGAAAGUGGUUAUUUCUUCUGUUUAUAUAAAAUCUGUACCUGUAAGGCUCACAAUGGUUCGAGACAGACUCGCUGAAAUGCAGGCAAAAACCUCGGAAGAUUCCGACAGCAAGUCUAAGAAGAAGGAGAAAAAUGGAACACCUCUUCUCAGUUCUGAACAACAGCUCACUGACUGUCUCAGCAGGGUCACCGAGCUUGAUAAUAAGAUUAAGAAAGUAAAAGAAGAUAUUGAAGUCAUGGUUAAGUUAGGGAAAAACAUUUUGUCCAACCCACUAAUUCACAAAAGUGAAGUAGAAAAGUUGGAACAGGCUUCAGACAAAAUUCUGAACUCUACAAAUCAAAUACAGAAAGAAAUAAUAAGCUACAGGGCUGAAGUAGGAGACCUGUACUUAGACAGUAAUCAUGAGCGUGUUAUUAAAACACAUCUUGAUAGACUGAGCAGUGAGGUCUCAAAGACAACUAACACCUUCCGUGCUGCCCAAGUCGAGUACAUUAAUAAAUCUGAGAAACUGCAUCACAAGAAAGUAGAAAUAGUAGGUGCUGAAGCUGGUGGAGCCGACUCUAGUGAUCCGUCAAGCAACCAAGCCCUUUUCGGAGCAGACUUUCUCUUGGAAUCACAGAAGGCCAAACUAGAGCUGAGGGAAAUUGAAGCUCGUGAUCAGGAGAUAAAGAAAAUAGAAAACAGUGUUGUUGAGGUGAACAGACUGUUUAAAGAGAUCAAUGCCUUAAUCAUGGAGCAAGGAGAGACAAUUGAUACAAUAGAAAAGCAUGUAAUGGAGACAGAAAUUACUGUGGAAAACGGUGUGGAACAGUUACAGCAAGCAAGGACAUAUAGAGAUAAGGCUCGUAGGAAGAAGGUCUGCUGUAUUGGAAUCAUCGUAGCUGUGUUGCUCAUUGUAGGAGUGAUCAUCGUUAUUGUAGUUGUCAAUAACAACAAGAAAGAAUAACAUGAUGUUCAUAAGCUUGUAGCUUAAACUGUCAAUGACAUGCCUAUUGGUGCAAAGAUGGCAUAAAGUUUAUCAUACAUGUAUUUGGUGAACCUGAAAAGAUUUUAGAAAGAAAAAAACAACCUUUAAAACUCGAAUGUUUUAAGAUCAAUUAACAAUUAAUUAAGUAUUGUAACUUGAUCUUAUUCAAGACUCAUUCAUUACUUUGCUUUUUCAUUUUAGUUAUUUUUCAGGAUUUUCAACAGGAAAUUAAGGCUCACAAAAUCAAAGUUCCUGGUUGGACUAUCUAGUCUCAUCACAUGUGGCACAUGAUUUUUGAACAGAACAAAUAUUUGUUUAUAUUUUAAUUAAUUUUGAACCAUGCAAAAAGAAAUAGGUUUUAUCAUAUAUAUGGAAAUAGUGGCAAAUAUGACAUCAUACUUUGCUGUGACUGCAACAAGAAUGGCAGCAACAUUGGGUUACACAUUUAGGUGUUAGACUGUUUCUUGCAAGUUUCUUUUAUGUAUAACUUUUAUGCAUCAAGUUAAAACUUUUUAGUUUCAAAAAUUCACAAUUAUUCCAAUUUCUGCUUGUCAUGGUUCGGUCACAUUUUAAGGAUUUACAAUUGUUAUUUGUAUUAGAUUUUGACAUUCCAAAUGUGGCUUGCUACCUAUGAUGUAAUUGUGCAUAUUGUUUUAUUCUGUAAUAAACACACUCACUUAU
This is a messenger RNA of Mya arenaria, 1743 nucleotides long. Its product is annotated as syntaxin-1A homolog. NCBI's taxonomy places the organism in Eukaryota, Metazoa, Mollusca, Bivalvia, Myida, Myidae. Gene Ontology annotation, molecular function: SNARE binding; SNAP receptor activity. The record is from RefSeq and is a predicted model, not a curated record. The transcript has 2 exons. Gene Ontology annotation, biological process: intracellular protein transport; vesicle-mediated transport; vesicle fusion. Gene Ontology annotation, cellular component: SNARE complex; endomembrane system; synaptic vesicle. The coding region runs from base 148 to 1041 and encodes 297 amino acids.